AUGGCCCGCUCCUCACGAGAUACGUUUUCUGGCGAGUUCGAGAACAUCGUGUUCCUGUUCGAUUCGAGUCAAAAAAUAUCACUUGAUUUGAAAUUUCCAGUCGACACCAGCUAUCCCCCUUCGACUACCGUUGAGCAAAGCCCGCCUUACGUACCACUGGAAGCAAGCGUGAGGGCCCGAUGUAGACAGAUAUGGGUACCAUUAGCAGCUUGGGUCACCAGUUUUAUUGCCACCAUCUUGUACUCGCUCUUCAUCUACCGUGUUCUUAUCGUCAGCAAUCCAAAAAUUGGGUCAUGGAUCGUCGACGCCUCCGAAGCAAACUUGUUGCUCUCUAUAUUCUCCCAGUUGUACGCUAUGUUGCUCUUGUUCAUGUUGCAAGGUCUGCUUGAUGCAAUGAGGUGGACACUCGCGUCGAGAGCUGACGAGGGCGGGACUUCUGCUUCAAACUUCUUUCAGCUAAGCCCAGGAACAAAUUGGUAUUCCGUGUGCAGAUUAAUUUAUAACAGCGGCUUCAGAAACUCGUGGGGACUUUUAAGACUUGCUCUACCGUUUGUUGGCCUAGCGUUUGGGUCAUUGUUAAAAUUCCAAAAUACCUUCGAGUGCCACUUCGUAUCCGGAGAACCGACUAUCGACGUCUUCGCGGGAACUCUAAUCCCUGACAUCACAACCCUCAGUUCGAUCCCGACAUCAUGCAUGGCUGCAUUCUUCGAUACUUGGGCACAGCAACUGAAUAAUUUCCCGCGUUAUGCAAAAACGUGGUCGCUAGAUAGCUGCACAGGAGAAUGCAGUUCUAUGUUUCUCCCUGGCGGCACGUUUGAGAAUGUGGAAGCCAUCAGCAUCGAAAGUGCACCUGGAUUAGCCCUCCAGUUUGAUCCACUGGACGAGGAUUUCAAAUUCGACAUCGAAACAGAGUGCAAGGCCUAUAUAAGUAUGGGUGAUGGAAUGCAAAUGUGCCUACGACAGAUGAACGACUCGAUCGCCGCUGGCUGGAGAGCAUGUCCCACGCUCCAUACGGUAAUGAAGACAUGCAAAACAAUAGAAUACUGGGGAACAGACCCCUUAGAAACGAAGACUUUAAUGACAGUCUACCGGCAAAAUGCAACAACAAUCUACAGUCGGGAUAGCUUAGCGAUCCAACAGAUCACGAAGACUUCAGAGCCCAAAAUUGCAUUGGUCAGUGCCUCGGACACACGGGCAAUCUGGGAUCACAUCUUCACCCCACGAAACAAAUCAGGCGACCUAGAUUAUCAGUCUAUUAACGUUACGCUUCACCGGCUGGCGUGGAAGUACCGAACGUACUUCGAGUGGUUCCCUGAUGACGAUGCGCCAGUUGAGCAGCUUCAAAAUUUUCUUGCUGUCCCGAUGCAGUUCGGCGUCACAGCAAUGCAGUACACCAAUUAUACAAUGGUAACGCCAGAGGACAAGCGCGACUUUACCCGCGAAAUGGUCACUACUGCUACUGGUGGCAGGUCAAUUCAGAAGUUUGUUGGUCAAACUUGGACAUCAUGGACUUUUAUUACUGCCGGUAUAUUUGUAGUCCUUUCGUCAGGCUCCGCAUUCUGGUGGAUUAUCACGAGAGGCAAUGUAGUGCCUAAUCCCUCGGGUGUCAUCGAGAUUGACUUUGCCUCCAAGUUGGUUGGCACAGUAAGACAAUCAAAGAAGGAAUCAAACCCUGAUAGCGAUAUUGAACGGUACAGAGACAUGGUCCGCGACUCUAGUCAGAGAAUGGACACAGACUCUGCUUCGCUGUUCAAAGCGUUCAAGAGAUGGAGGGUUGAAAUUGAAGGUACUGAGAAGAUGGAGCAGAAGGAGCUACAAGACGGAUAUCCGUCCUUGCUGAAAUUUUCCGCGGCACGGAAUCAGCUAAAUGGCGAUAAAUCAUAA
This is a messenger RNA of Clonostachys byssicola, 1884 nucleotides long. NCBI's taxonomy places the organism in Eukaryota, Fungi, Ascomycota, Sordariomycetes, Hypocreales, Bionectriaceae. The record is from the annotation of a GenBank genome assembly.